Chara braunii is the source of this 1035-nucleotide messenger RNA. NCBI's taxonomy places the organism in Eukaryota, Viridiplantae, Streptophyta, Charophyceae, Charales, Characeae. The record is from the annotation of a GenBank genome assembly.
CCUUGAGCUUCCUUUCGAUCUCCCUACCUUCUAGCAGUCCGCCACGGACCCUCCCCUCUCCUUUCGAAUCAAGCGGCUGGACGUGCCAAUCAUGGACGUGGGCAAGUGGGCGGAGUGGUGGCACGCGUACGUCGCACUCAGCCUUUGCCUUCUCGAGAUGGUGUUUCAUUGGGCCGAGCCGACAGAUAAAGAGGAGGAAGAUGAAGUUCCUAAUGAUGAGAUGAAGUUGCUGAUCGUCCAAGCCUGGAGGAUGGAUACGGAGGGAGAACUGCUGGGGAUACUCUUUGGGAAGGUGCGGGACGGACAUCUCGAGCCAAUUACGAGCAAAGUUCUGGUGUUCCCGUCCCAACUCCUAGACGAUCUGCCUUUGGAGAUCCUUUCACGUUGUGACGAGCGGUCCGCACCAGCGACGCUCCCUCGUACGUUGGCGUCACAGCUACUGUGGUCCACGUGCACAGAACUCGACGGUGACAACAUCUACCUCCCGUCUUCGAGCGACUAUUUGGUCAUCGAUGUAACUGAUAUCACUCUGUGGGAUCCGAUCAUCCGAAGAGCGGAGGUGGGGGCAGAAGAAGAGGUAGACGAAGAAAAGGAGGAGAGGGAAGACCCGAACAAAGAAGAAGAAUCGGAGGCCAGUUCGGACGACCCAGAUUAUCACGAAUCUGAGGAGGACGGGUCGGAAGAGAGUGGGUUGGACGAAUCAGGCAGUUGCGGCGAACGGAGUAAGGAGGAAGACGAAGCGGCGGCUAAGAGGGGACAGGAGAGGGCAGAAUGGAAGCGCCCAGUGCAGGAUUCAGACGUGUGGCUGCUGCAAGACGAUCCGGCGCACAGGCCAGAGCCACCACAAGAAGUGUCCGGAGAAGAUGGUGUCGCCACCAUGGAGGGAUCUGGAAGCAGACGCAGCAGAAGCAGACGUCGCAGAAGAAGUCCAACAUCGGCUCAAUCCCCUCCACCACAGAGGCUCACCAUUCGCCUAUGUGGAGAUGCGGUCACUUAGGCUUCGUCCCCGAUCAUUAUCCCGCCGUCCCCUUGAUU